GGGAUGCUCAGAAAAGAGGUGUCCAAGUACGGGGCUUCCGCCCAGCAUCCUGAUUUGGGCAAAAAGAGCACGUGGUUUCUGUGAGUCCUCCCCUUGUGUAACCCCAUUGCCUGCACUGAGCUUGGGGAUCGUUCACCUACACCAGCCCUGCAGAGCUCACUACUGCAAUAGCAAAUGAACCACACAAGGGGACCUUAAUCUCCCUUUUUAAUGAAAAAAAAAACAACCCAACAACUUAACACAUGGAGAGCUCCCCAGAGCAGGCAGUAAUUCCUCUUCAUACCCCAAAACCACAGAGCAGAGCCAUGUGGGUAGGAGCCCAGUGCCCUGCCUUGUGGUGGCUGGAGCAACGUGGUGCUGCACUGCUUUUUUCAAGGCAAAGAGGAGAGAGAGGGCCUAGAAACCCAAAAAUGCCUACAAGCUAUGGUCCUGCACCUCCCAAAAUACAGUUACCUUGACUGGGAUCAGCUGAAACUGUUUCUUAUCCUUGUUAAUCUAAUUGCCUGUGGGAGGGGGAGGAAGGCUGGGAUCAAGGGAAUGCAGCAGUGCCCACUGAGGCAGGGAUGCAGGUUGCAGGGAGCUGUUACUGAGCACUACUCCAGGACUUGGUAUCCUUUGGAACACACCAUAGCACUGACAGAAUGUGUCCCAAUCUCCCUUCUCCCACACUGUGAUGUCACCAAUGACAUACAGACCACAAAGACAUAAAGGAGCCUCCAGAACAGAGACACCAGGGCCCCAUUCCCUUUCCACACAAGUUCUCCAGCCCUGUGCAGUGCCUGUAAGCCACCCCAAGAUCCACCAGGAUCCAGCAUCCCUGUGGCCGCAGCACCAUGUUCCUCUUUGCCCAAAAGCACAAGACUCCUGUCAGCACCUACACCGAUGCUUACCGGCCACCAUGCUCCAUGAAAAAGGCCAUCUAUGAGAAGGCUCCACUGCAGCUAUGGAAUGAAAACAAAUUUGUGACCCAGGGAUUAACAAUGCCCCAGGAGCAAAAUAUGUCUCACCAAGGUCAGCCUGAGAAGCUGAUUAAAGCUGUGAUGCAGGAGUAUUUGUACCGGAAUGCCAUUGACCCCACUGCUUACUGGCCUGAGAAAUAUUGGCUGACCAAACUUGAAGAGAAAUACAGCCCAGUUUUUGUCAAUGAGGACAAAUACAUCACCUGGCGAGCAGGACCCUACAACAGUGCAGCCUGGAACAAGUACAGCACCUACCUCCCCCUGCCACCCAAGGAGCAGAGAAUGGAGACUUUUCUUCAAAGCAUACCUGUGCCAUAUCCCCCGAAACCUGCCUGCCUCAACCAAUAUGAGAGGGAGGUGGUUGCUGACAUGCUGCGCAGGCUGUCACGGCUCUCACCAUCAUCCCUGCAGCCUGUGUACACUGUGUCAGGGAGGAGACCCUUCCAGGGCUAUUACAGCCCAUGCUCUGGUCGCCACUACUGCCUGCGAGGGAUGGACUACUAUGUUGAUGGGGACCCUGCCAUCAGGAGGCAUCUCCAUGCGCUAGCAGAACGGACUGUAAGGAGCAUCCCAUGUUGCAAUUACAGCCCUAUGGUGACAUUCUGUGCACCUACACAUCAUCCCCGGCCAUCAUACCCAUAUAUGAGCCCUAGGUGGGACUCCAGCCACUUCAAGAAGCUGGGAGGAGUGCAGAGAAGCAGCUACACCAUCCACCCCGAGUUCGCCUCAGAGAUGUACCAUGCACCUGCACAUUAG
Molecule: messenger RNA, 1715 nt
Organism: Lagopus muta (rock ptarmigan)
Lineage: Eukaryota; Metazoa; Chordata; Aves; Galliformes; Phasianidae
Gene: SPMIP6
Product: chromosome Z C9orf24 homolog
Exons: 7
Coding region: 834-1715 (293 amino acids)
Cellular component (GO): manchette; perinuclear region of cytoplasm
Molecular function (GO): alpha-tubulin binding
Source: RefSeq, a predicted model, not a curated record